This is a messenger RNA of Contarinia nasturtii (swede midge), 1019 nucleotides long. RefSeq names its product ribosomal RNA-processing protein 7 homolog A. Gene Ontology annotation, cellular component: UTP-C complex; CURI complex. Lineage: Eukaryota; Metazoa; Arthropoda; Insecta; Diptera; Cecidomyiidae. The coding region runs from base 95 to 913 and encodes 272 amino acids. Gene Ontology annotation, biological process: ribosomal small subunit assembly; rRNA processing. The record is from RefSeq and is a predicted model, not a curated record. The transcript is spliced from 2 exons. Gene Ontology annotation, molecular function: nucleic acid binding.
UCACAUGGUGAGGUAAACACAUUUGUACCGAAAUUAUAUUCGAUGCACUAAACUUGUGUUUUAACCGGCCAAAAAAAAACCGCAGUAUCUCGAUAUGAUGGGAGAUUUAAAAGGAUUCAAAGUUCUGAAUUUGGAAUUUACGUUCAACAAUGAAAAACAAACUCGUCAAUUAUUCAUUCAAAAACAUAACGCAAAGAAAACAACGGACGACAAACCGAUCGGCAAAACACUAUUCAUAAUAAAUAUUCCGCCAUACAUAAAUGAAUCGCAGUUACAAUCAGCGUUUAGUUCACUUGGUAGCGUAGAGAAUAUAUUCAUAUCGGAAAAUACGAUUGAACACACCAAUGAUGACUCGAAUUCAAAUUCAAUUGCCGAUCAAUCGAAAUAUUUCAAUAAAUCGCAUGAAGUGCUCGGUUUUAAAAUGGCCUACGUAGUGUUUAAGCUGACAAAAUCACUGGAAAAAUCAUUAAAAUUAUCUAAAGUACAAAUUGUUCCGAAUGAAAAUGGCGAUUCGGAUCUAUUCAUCGGCAUUGAUAAAUGGAACAAACAGUAUAUGGAUAGUUUUAUUGAUGAGAAUGCAUUACAAGCCGACGUGGAUGAUUAUAUGCAUGCAUUUGAGGAACGUGAACAAGAGGAACGCGAAGAGGCCAGAAAAACCGAAGUGGAUGAUGACGGAUGGACGGUUGUAAAACGUGGAAAAACUGGUGGCGGUUUCCAACAAAAAGAAUCUAUUUUGAAAGCACUUGAAGAUAAGAUUGAAAAGGGAAAAGAAAAGAAAGAAUUUAACAAUUUCUAUGCGUUCCAAAUUCGACAAUCAAAACACAAGCACAUUGUCAGUUUGCGAAAAAAAUUCGCACAAGAUAAACUGAAAAUUGAAGCGUUGAAAAAAGCCAGACGAUUUAAACCAUUUUAAUUAAGUUUUCUCUUAAAUUUACUUGUUAUUACGUCAAAUUGAAUUUUAUUAUUCACACUUUUUUUUAAUGAAUUAAAGUACAUAUUACAAAUUGUAUGGAAUUAAA